Parus major (Great Tit) is the source of this 1648-nucleotide messenger RNA. RefSeq names its product interleukin 7 (gene IL7). Gene Ontology annotation, cellular component: extracellular region. The record is from RefSeq and is a predicted model, not a curated record. Gene Ontology annotation, biological process: immune response. Bases 120 to 656 code for a protein of 178 amino acids. Lineage: Eukaryota; Metazoa; Chordata; Aves; Passeriformes; Paridae. The transcript has 5 exons. Gene Ontology annotation, molecular function: interleukin-7 receptor binding; growth factor activity.
GCGGCCCCUCUCGGCCCCUGCGCGGCGCUCCGCGGGCUGCGGCCGUCAUGGGCGAGGCGGCGCCGCCACCAUGAGCGCGGACCCGUCGGCGCAGCUCCCCGACAGCCUCCCCACGGACCAUGUUCCAUGCUUUUUUUAGAUCUACCUUACCAGUUCUGCCACUGCUCCUUGUUCUGUCUCCAGUGAAUGCAUCUAGCUGUGCAAUGGGAAAUAAAACUGAAAUCCGUGUGAAGUAUGAAAAUAUACUAAGCCACGACAUCAAUGAGCUGGUAAAUAUGUCUGCAGAGAAUCCUGACAGGUGCUGCACGAAUGAAAAAUAUAGAAAUAUCAAAGUGUUUUUCUGCAAUGAUACUGAGGAAAUAGAAUCACUACAGAGCAUGGCAUGCAACAUGCUCAGAUUCCUUAAUAAGCAGAGAAUCAGCAAAGCCUUUAGAUGGAAAGCAGCAUUUGUCUCAUGUUGGACAUUACAAGUUCUGCAGUGUAAAUGUGGAAGACCUAAAAUAGCAAAGGUUUGCCUAGAUGUAUUGAGCAUAGAAGAUACAGAGACAGGUGAACAGUCCAAAAAGAAAUGUAACCAAGAUGUUUGUGAACUGAAAGAAAAUAUAUCUAGCCUUCGAUCCUGCUGGAAUAAAUUUGAAAAAAUAAUUUCCAGGUGAUUCCAGGUGAAUCCUGCUCUUUUGAAGUGGCAUUACUUGGUAUCUUUGCAUUUUAUAUGCAUUCUUCAAGUAACCUUGCUCGCUUAUAUGAACACUUUAUACCAGAAUUCUGAUGGAAGGCUACUGUACCUUGUUCCUGGAGAUGACAGCAAGCUGCUGAAGUCCAUGAAGUGGAAAUAGAAGACCAGAAUUUGAAACAAAGAACUCUGCAGAAGUCUGUGUCCAACCUUUGUGCUCUAGAAACCACUUUGAAUUUUCCGAUUUUUCAAGUAACUUUACAAUACCGUCACAUGAAGGCAGCCACUUACGUGUCUACUGGAAUUUAUAAAAACAUCUGGGAAUCUGCAGGUGAAGAAAAGAGUAUGAAAAAGUAGCUGGUUUCUUUAUAUCUAUGCAAAAUGCAUCAAGGACCAAAAGUAACAAUUUACCAAAGCAACUCAUCUUGGGUAUGUUCUCCUGACACAGAAGUUUUCAGUGUGGGUCUGAUGAGCCAGCAAACUGAUUUGGGUUUGGAAAAGCAGGGGAAAAGUUAGCUUUUCGAAAAACUUAGGAACGGAACUGAUUUUUGAGAGAUGCAACAUGUUUCUGCCAGCUGAAGCACAGACAAGACUGAAUCCUGUGGAAGAAGUAAAAGGAGAUGCCUAAAUGGAAGUUGUUCAGUUGACUGGUAACAUCACUGCAUGACUGUUAAAUUAAAUGCAGUCAUGCAUUUAAUCAACCCAGAGUUAGCUGCAGGAGGAACUAGAAUUCUUGAACUUCAGAUUGUGAUUUCUCAUAUGCAAUUAUUUUAUAUAACAUAUUUUAAGAUGUUAGGCAAACAUGACUUAAAGUGUGUGAAUAUUUUCAGAGAAUAAUAUAUUGGCAUUUAACUAAUAAAGUGCUCAUAUUUAAUUUUGAAUAAAUAUAAGUAUUUUUUGUAGUUGUUUAUUACUCUUUUGCAGUUUCUUACUUUGAUAUAACUCCUUUGAUAAUAAAAUAUUUGUCUUCUGUGA